Messenger RNA from Alosa alosa (allis shad), 4358 nucleotides. RefSeq names its product MAP7 domain-containing protein 1-like. The record is from RefSeq and is a predicted model, not a curated record. Gene Ontology annotation, cellular component: microtubule cytoskeleton. NCBI's taxonomy places the organism in Eukaryota, Metazoa, Chordata, Actinopteri, Clupeiformes, Clupeidae. The transcript is spliced from 19 exons. Bases 323 to 2773 code for a protein of 816 amino acids. Gene Ontology annotation, biological process: microtubule cytoskeleton organization.
CGCAUAGGCAUUCUUCAAGCAGUCUUGCUGCUAUGGGCUUGUCCGUGGACGUGGCCCCUCACUUCAGUUUUUCCUUUUGAAAUAGGUUCUGAACUGCACAUUUUGCAAAGUAGGAUAACUGUCGACGACGAGAACUAGUAAUUUAUUGAGACUGCAGUUCUUCUAAAGGAAACUUAUUUUAUGUUGACGUUUGCAGUCAUUAGGUUACCUCUGAGAUACAGGGUGUGUUGAAGUGAGUAAUCUUGGGAGUUCCUUCUCUUCUCCUCUGUUUAAGUUUAGUGAAGGAAUGACUAAAUCUGUAAAAGGACACCGAGGCGUCUGAAUGGAGAAAAUGGAGAACAAAGAUCUCGAGAUAAAUUUCGAAGAAAAACUAACAUUGUCAGACAAAGGUCUGCCCCCCACCCCCGACAGCAGCGCUAAUGGCUUGGACGCAAGCAGCCCGCUCAAAGCAGAUGACACCACCAUCACAGACUCGUCCCUGGUGACGGACCCCCCCUCAAAAACAGUCCCCACCAGCAAAUCAGACGGGCGGCCCUCCACACCAGGCAACAGCAGCAGCCCCCAGCCCAAGAAAGAUGGGAUGAACUCAGAGCAGAAACAGAAACAGGCAAAGCAGCGGAGAGAAGAAAGAGCAAAGUACAUUGAAGAGCGUACGCUGGAGCAAGCUGCGAAGAAGGCCCAGUGGCUGGAGAAGGAGGAGAAGGCGCGACGGCUGCGUGAGAGCCAGCUGGAGGACCGGCGCAGGAGGCUGGAGGAGCAGCGGCUGAAGGCCGAGAAGAGACGCGCCCUCCUGGAGGAGCGACAGAAGGAGAAGCUCGAGAGGAACAAGGAGAGGUAUGAGGCUGCCAUCAAGAGGUCAACCAAAAAGACAUGGGCCGAGAUCCGACAGCAGCGAUGGUCCUGGGCCGGCGGCCUCAACCAGACGUCCCGCAGAGAAAGCAGAUGCUCGGCCUCCACGGUCAACCUGCCGCGACAGCUGGAGCCUGUCAUUAACAACAGGCUGUCCAAGUCCUCUGCCACGCUCUGGAACUCGCCCAACAGAACCCGCAGCUUGCGCCUGAGCCCGUGGGAGAGCCGCAUCGUGGAGCGGCUCAUGACGCCAACCCUCUCCUUCCUGGCCCGCAGUCGGAGCGCCGCCACACUCCACAACAGCAGUGACUCCCACUUGCAGUGUUCCCGCUCCCCGUCGGCGAGCCCCCUGACGGUCUGCUCCCAUCAGCACCAGCACAGCUCCGAGCGCUGGAGGGUCUCCACCAGCACACCCGACAUCACACAACGCCAGCGCAGACGCCACUCCACACCUGUGGAGAAAAAGACAAAAGAGAAGAAAGACAAAGAGAGGGAAAAUGAAAAAGAGAAGAACGCUCUGACAAAGGAGAAAGUGCUGAAAAAGAGACAGUCCCUCUCUACCCCCAGAACAAGAACAGAACUCAGUGCUGCGACAAAACCCAGAAACAGAACUUCAUCACCAGCACCCCCCAGAAGCAGACCCCUGUCCCCCUGCCCCACCGUCACCACUGCCAAGCCCCCCUCCGCUGGACGGGCCUCCUCCGGUACCAAGACCCGUCCCAAGCGCUCCCAGACCCCCGCAAAGAUACCGCCUCAGACGGUCACCGCCGUCGCCGUGGAGACCAAGAAAGAGACCAGUCGGCCACACACGCCGGAGGCACCUAAGAGCACAGCCAGUGUCCCCUCCAUUUCCGUCUCAGCGGCUCCUGCCACACCCCCUUCUGUGAGCGCACCAAUCAUAGCAGCUGCUCCAGUGGCAGCUCCCACAGUUCCUGCCCCUCCAGCAGCUGAGAUGCCCACCCCAGCUGCCCCAGUCACUCCAACCACUCCAGUUACCCCAGUCGCCACGGCAACCAGCCCGGCUGCCCCAGCUGCUCCAGCUGCCGUGGUUACCCCUGUUGCCAAGCCGACUGCUGGUACUAAUGACCCAGAGGAGGCGUCUCGCGUUCUGGCGGAGAAACGACGUCAGGCCCGCGAGCAGCGCGAGAGGGAGGAACAGGAACGUCUAGAGCAGGAACAGAGGAACAAAGUCCUGCGUGAGGAGUUUGCUGCUCGUGAGGUGGAGGAGAGGAGGCGCCGGGAGGAGGAGGCACGCCUGAUGGCCGAACAGCAGAAGCUCAGGGACGAGGCUCAGAGGCUGCAGGAGGAGAGGGAGGCGCAGCAGAGGGCCCUCGCCAAGCAGGAGGAGAAUGUGCGCCUUCAAAGACAGAGAGAGGAGACCGAAUCGAAGGCAAGGGAGGAAGCCGAGAGGCAGCGGCUGGAGAGAGAGAAGCACUUUCAGAAGGAGGAGCAGGAACGACUGGAGAGGAAGAAGCGCCUUGAGGAGAUCAUGAAGAGAACCCGUCGCAAAAGUGACGUAGGCGAAAAGAAAGACACUAAACCUCCAGUCCAAAUCAAUGGAAAGGACACAAACUCAGACCAGCAGACAGACAAAGCUCCAGGCAACCAGCAGGGAUCAUCUGAGAUGCUGAGAAAUGGUGCCACAAAUUUGGGCCAAUCACAGAUUCAAGAGAGCCCAGCUGCCUGGGACUCAGCCCCUGUUCUGAACGGGGUCCAGCCAGCCAAACACCAGAACGGCCUGUCACCCAAUGGAGACCCAGCUGACUUUGAUGACAUUAUCCAGCUGUCUAAUCAUAGUGGCAGUGGCAAUGUUGGCCAGGACAAACCAGCCAAUAGCAACACAAUCCUGGCCUUCGAUGAAGGUGACCCCUUCCUGAUGAAAGGUGGUGCUAUGAAGACCCACCAUGUCACAGAGGUCCUCUGAGUCAUGUGUCCAUCUUUGGCCUUCACCACAGCGAACUGAUAUGUGUGACACAGCGCCAGCUUCCAGAAUGAAGUGUGCCAAAUAAUAAUCAUGUUGAAAAAGCAAAACACAAAAUAUCUGAAAGACUGCUCUUACCGUAGAACACUAUAAAGACAUCCAUGGCCAGCACUUAGCAGUUACCGUAAAACAUGGAGAAUCUGCAUCUCUACUACUGGACAUUCAUCUUAAAGAAGAAAAAAAGAGGAAAAUGCAAAACUAAAAAAAAAUAUUCAAACAACAAAAAAAUCUGUCUGCUUCACUGCUUUACAUGGUGCAACGUUGUUGAGUUUUAUUGAAUUGUCACUUGCAGAUUUUGUUAUGCACCUCAAGAGACUGACAAUAUAAUGAAUUUUAGAGUAUAAAAACUAAGAAAUACACAGUAUUGUUAUAAUUAUAAUUGUUGUUAUUGUUACAUAUGGCUGUUGUUCUCCACCAUUGAUAAACAGUGUGUUUUUGUCUUGAAUUGUUGAGUUAUUUAAUUUCAGAUGCAUCAUGGGAAUGGGGAACAGUGUAUGUAAAUGUAUAUGAGCCUGAACAUGGAUGACCUGUGGAAUAAAGCUUUAUGAAAGGGAGUGAGUUUGUUUAUUUGUGUGCGUAUGUGUGUGUGUGCUUGUAAACUGGAAGUACUUUGUGCAUACAGCUCCAAAAUGACUACUUUCCAAUAUAAAGUGGAGAAUAUAAAAUAGUAAAUAAUAAGGUAAAAGCACUGUUUAAACAUUCAUGAAGAUGAAGUAUGCCUUGCUAUUUACAAUUGCUACAGCUUCGUAUAAGUAGUAUCUUAUGUGUGUAUGCUUCUUGGAUUUUGUCUGAUUGUGUUUGUGUAUCUGUGAAGCAGUGUUGAUGCAUAUUUCUCUCCAUUCUCUGAACUUUAUGUCUGCCAAAAAAUAUCCCUAAAAAUAGGAUAUUUGUGACUGAAAAAAAUCAGGGUCAACAUACAAUACUCCAUUCCUCCUACAGAGGGCAGUACUAGUCCUGAAAUGUUACUGUCAGCAAAAUUGUAGUUAUUCUCCACAUAGGCUAUAUAUCUGCUAGUUUGUAUAUACAACAGUUUACAAUCAAAGAAAAUGCAUACAUUACUUGCGCGUCAUUUUAUCACAGCAUUAUUCCAAUGCCUUCCCAUGUUGACCUCUGUUAUGCACUAUAAAGGUAUUGUUGUUUUGAAUGACUGUAAUAUGACAUCCAGUUAUGCCACAGUGAUGUUGGGCUCUGCCUUUCUGACCAUCACGGUUAUUGACACAUGUGGGUUUCUGAAAGCUUUUUGGCCUGGGAUUGGGUGCUGAUAGCCGUGUGGAGAGACACUCUGCUCUUCUGGUCAGUAUUUUUAGUCUCGGUGUUGACAGAGAGUGAGCAACGGGGAGUGGGCACAGACCGUGCCAACGGGACUUUCGCAUUUCACAAGGAGAGAAUGCACCUGGACGUCGUCCCAGCUGAACGAUGUCCGAAGGACCGGCCUUGGAAGGUUUAGUGCAUGAUUCUAAUCCAAUAUACAUAAGUGGCAUUAAAGGAAAGGUGAAGGAUUCUAAUUCAAUAAAAAUAUUGUAAACUU